AUGUCGUCGUCUUCGUCAUCGCGAACCAUGGAUCAAACGACUUCUAACCCUGCUGAAAUACCUUCAUCGCUCAAGCUCGUCUUGUCGCACAUCAAAACCAUAGUGCCCACCUCCCUCUCCAGUGACAACUAUCCAAUAUGGAAGUCACAAAUCUUGAAGCUAUUGAGAGCUAAUGGCUUCGACAGUCACAUCGACAUCGCAACAGCACCUCCGCCUCGUCUUCUUCAGCAAACUAAUGGUAGCAAAACUCCCAACCCUGCUUAUCUUCAAUGGCAACUAAUAGAUCAAAAUUUAGUUGUCGCUCUCUGUUCGACAAUUUCCCCUUCAAUCAUCCCCUAUGUGCUUAUCUGGAUAGAUGUUAUGAAAUUUGGCAUACUUUGGAGCAACAACUUCAGGCUUCGAAUCACUCCAGAGUUAUUCACUGCGGGCUCGAAUAUAGACUCUGAAGACAUUGUGUUGUACAUCCUUAAUGGUCUGCCUCCAUCCUAUCAGGCCUUUAAGACCGCCAUUCGUACCAAGCGUGGACCUCUCAGUCUUGACGAGCUCUACUCUUAUCUACUGACAGAGGAAAUCAACUUGGCAACUGAAACCUCACGACAACAUUCCACAUCCGAUCCAAAUACAGCACUCUAUGCUUCUCGCGGGCAUGGUCGCCGCGGUAGAGGUCGUUCCUUCAACUCUCACUAA
Molecule: messenger RNA, 687 nt
Organism: Dendrobium catenatum
Lineage: Eukaryota; Viridiplantae; Streptophyta; Magnoliopsida; Asparagales; Orchidaceae
Exons: 2
Coding region: 1-687 (228 amino acids)
Source: RefSeq, a predicted model, not a curated record